Salarias fasciatus (jewelled blenny) is the source of this 3014-nucleotide messenger RNA. RefSeq names its product leptin receptor overlapping transcript-like 1. The coding region runs from base 87 to 482 and encodes 131 amino acids. The transcript is spliced from 4 exons. Lineage: Eukaryota; Metazoa; Chordata; Actinopteri; Blenniiformes; Blenniidae. Gene Ontology annotation, cellular component: endosome. Gene Ontology annotation, biological process: late endosome to vacuole transport via multivesicular body sorting pathway; negative regulation of growth hormone receptor signaling pathway. The record is from RefSeq and is a predicted model, not a curated record.
UGUCGCCUCUCGCCUCUUCGGGGAGCUGGAGUCGGCCGCUGUUGUCACUGGUCGCGGCUGCGCGUCGAGCCUUCGUCCAGGGAGAAAUGGCCGGGAUUAAAGCUCUCAUCAGCCUCUCCUUCGGGGGCGCCGUCGGCCUCAUGUUCCUGAUGCUUGGAUGUGCCCUCCCUGUGUAUGACAAGUACUGGCCUUUGUUCCUCCUCUUCUUCUACAUCCUCUGCCCCAUCCCGUACUGCAUCUCGCGGAGGGUGGUCGACGACACAGACUCGGCCAGCAACGCCUGCAAAGAGCUGGCCAUCUUCCUGACGACGGGCAUCGUCAUUUCAGCCUUCGGCCUGCCCAUCGUCUUCGCAAGAGCUGAAGUAAUCGCCUGGGGGGCGUGUGCGCUCGUGCUAACAGGCAACGUAGUGAUCUUCGGGACCAUUCUGGGUUUCUUCCUGGUCUUCGGAUCCAACGACGACUUCAGCUGGCAGCAGUGGUAAAACUGCAGCGCGACAAGAGGACCCGAGCCGGAACUGUUUUUAUUAGCGUUUCGAUUAUUCUAUUUAUGGUAUUACUAUUUGGUUCUUGUUGUUAUUUAUAUGAUGACCACCCAUCCAUAGACUCACACCAAACCAGUGCAAUACGUUUCUUUUUUUACCGCCUGCGUAGUGUUGAGCUGACAAAGUUUGGAUGGAAAACGUUUUCAGCUGCUGUCUUGUGAGUUUGUGUGUGUCCAUUCUCAUUCGACGCACCGUCAGCCGGUGAGCUCCUGCUGUCUUGACGACCACGUUGAAGUGAAUGUGCAGGACUCAGCCGCUCCUGUCCGUUUGAGUGGAGCUCUGAUUCACUCAGACACUCCCAUCAAAUUUAAGUGACUGGGUUUGAUCUGCAGGCCGCUUGUUGACCGAGUCAUGUGCAUCAGAUAGAAUUUCCUCCACCGUGCAUGAGCUAACCUCUUGUUGUUGGAUCAAGAAAGCAUGGCAGCAUGCGUAGGAUUAAGUCCAGGACAGCAGCCCUGCUGGGAGCUCGGCCGAGCCUGCAGUAAGACCUGGGCGACUUAUCCCUAAAGCCCUGCCGUCAGCCGUCAGCCUUUCCAAAGUGAGACUCUGAGUAGACGGGCUCCUUUAAAUUAAGCACAUUAGAUUCCCAUCUGGCACAUGCGCCCUCACAUUUUCCUCCCACCAGCAUUUCGGUGAUGAAAACUGUCCCUGUAGUGACGGUUCUCUGGCCGGUGAGACCUGUGGUCUCUCCAGGAGCUGCAGGCUGCCGUUACAUUUGGCUGCUCUGAUGGCGGCAGGAGCAGGAAUCGGGCAGGGGUGGCCUCGUUGAAGAGCUGCUGUUUGGAUGCAGGAUAGAGUCCGAUUUGUCUGUUUUGUUUAUUUUUUAGUUUGACAGGUGAAGACACUGUUUAAAACAUGUUCUCUGGAAGAUACAAGUGAAACAUUUGUGAAAAAUGUUGUAAUUACAGUGCCCUGCAAAGUCUUCACCUCGCUUGGCUUUUAACCCGUUCCGCUCUGUUACAACCUGUAGUUUUAAUGAUUUUUCAUCAGGAGUUUAUCUGAUGGAUCCGCUCAAAAAAGUUUUGAAGUGAAAAGUUUUAAAAUAAACAAAUGGCCAUGUGCAUAUCGACUCACCCUCUCCGUUUUGAGGCUCAGAAACGGCUCUGGUGCAGCCAGUCCUCUUCAGAAGUCACAUACUUUGUGAAAUGAAGCCCAUUCAUGUGCACUAAGUGUCGCAUGAUCUGUCAGGACAUACACACCUUUUCUGAAGGAGCCCAGCAGGGGGCCCCGUGGACCGAACUGUCCCAACAAGUCCAGGAGGAAGCUGAUCAGUACGAGACAGGCUGGUAUAACCUUUCUCUCGGAGCGGCCGCCAGCGUGAAGGAAAACAAUGUUUCCUUACUGGAGUUUCUCUGAGAGACUGUUGAAGGAUGUCGGCAGUUUAGCCUGGUUCAACACUGAGUCUAAACUCUGAAUAAUUCAGCUUAGAUUCCAGGACGGCUCCAGAACAGGAGGAAGAAGUUCUCUCUCUCCUGAGGGAGCUCCCUUGAUUUUCUCACAUCUUUUUAUCUCAAUAGAAGAUUUUCCAAAACAUUUGGCUCUACGAAGUACAGUUACUGACUUUAGGGGGUGAAUUCUCAUGCACAUGGAAUUUUUGUCAUUUUGUGACGUACGCUUCACAAUAAAAAUACACUUCUUCUGAGUUGUAGACAUGUUCUGUAAGUGAAGUGAUGCAAACCCUCAAUCAGUUUUAAUUCCAGGUUGUGAAGCGACAAAACUGGAAACAUGCCAAGGAGGGUGAAGACUUCUGCAGCGCGCUGUCGAUCACAUUUGUCCUGCUGACAAGGAUCGCAUGUUUUCAAACCAAACAGAUUUAUUUAUGAAUGAGAUCAAUACACUAAUGAAACGUUGGGAAUCUGGCUUAGGAAGGAGGGAGGACACUAAAAACACUGGAGAAGUUCAGGACAGCUGUUGACCGUUGGGGGUUUGUCUCCUCUGCUUCAUCAGAACAAGACGCAGAUUGACACUAAUGCAAGGUGUGUGUUUGGAGAGGAACAUGUGAUGCCUUCAUUUCUCUGCUUCUCUGAGUUUAUUUUGCUCUGGAUUUGAAUUACUGUUACUUCCUGCUCCUUCUGUAUACCUCAUUGAAGAUUGUAUUCAAAGCGCCACACUGAGAGCAGUUCUCCUCGGACGAAUGAAGGCCGCCUGCCUGAGCGGUGGAGGUGUGGAGAACGCUGAGCUCUGGAGACUCGGCCGUCUCACAUUCCUGUACAACACUGUAUGAACUUUAAGCUAAACAUUUCCAAAUUCUAUGUUUUGUGGUCAGAUAUUAAUUUUCCAAUGUGACACAAUCUGGUGUGUAGUUGUGGGAUGGGUCUCAGAAUUGUUCUUUUCUUCUUUUUUUUUUUUUCCAGAGGUUAUUUAUUUUGUGGGACGCUUUGUGUCAAAGUCCAACGCCAUUUAGUAUUUUAGUAUUGACAACUUUUGUGUUGAAGAUGCAGAAGUCCACAUAGUGGGUCAAAUUCUUUCUUU